Molecule: messenger RNA, 9543 nt
Organism: Falco peregrinus (peregrine falcon)
Lineage: Eukaryota; Metazoa; Chordata; Aves; Falconiformes; Falconidae
Gene: SESN3
Product: sestrin 3
Exons: 10
Coding region: 150-1640 (496 amino acids)
Biological process (GO): positive regulation of macroautophagy; cellular response to leucine starvation; regulation of response to reactive oxygen species
Cellular component (GO): nucleus
Molecular function (GO): oxidoreductase activity, acting on peroxide as acceptor; L-leucine binding
Source: RefSeq, a predicted model, not a curated record
GUGUGCGCAGGGGGCAGCGGCCCGGAGCGGGGUGCUGGGGCCGCGGCUGGAGGAUGGGGGUGGCCGGCGGCGCGGGCUGCUGAGCGGCGAGGAGCCACUCUGCCGCCUCCCCCCGUCCCCGCCCGGCCAGCGCCGCGCUCCCCGCCAGCAUGAACCGGCUCGGCCCCGGCCCCGUGGGCAGCGCCACCGCCGCCUCCGCCGCCGGCCAGUACCGGGUGUGCGGCAAUUGCCGGAAGGUGCCGAGACAGGAAAAAAGAGUGCAAGUCUCCCCACCAUUGACAAGAGGACCAAGUGCCUUUAUACCAGAGAAUGAAGUUAUGCAAGCAAAUGGUUUGGAUGAACGUACUAAUCUUCUUGUGGAAGAAUACUCAACAUCUGGUCGCCUGGACAACAUCACACAGGUCAUGAGUAUCCAUACUCAGUACCUGGAGUCUUUCCUCCGCAGCCAGUUCUAUAUGCUGCGCAUGGAUGGGCCCCUUCCUUUGCCCUAUAGGCACUACAUUGCUAUAAUGGCUGCUGCCAGACAUCAGUGUUCCUACCUAAUAAAUAUGCACGUUGAUGAGUUUUUGAAGACUGGCGGGAUUGCAGAGUGGUUGAAUGGUUUAGAAUACAUUCCCCAAAGACUGAAAAAUCUGAAUGAAAUAAACAAACUCCUUGCACACCGGCCCUGGCUAAUCACAAAGGAGCACAUUCAGAAACUUGUCAAGACUGGGGAAAAUAAUUGGUCUCUUCCUGAACUGGUGCAUGCUGUUGUCCUGUUGGCACAUUAUCAUGCCUUGGCAAGUUUUGUAUUUGGUAGUGGCAUUAAUCCAGAGAGAGAUCCGGAUACAUCUAAUGGAGUCAGACUUAUAGCAGUCAACAACUUCUGUGUCUGUGAUCUUGCCAAUGACAACAACAUAGAAAAUGCAUCCCUCACAAGUAGCAACUUUGGGAAUGUCAUGGUGUUUUUGCAGAUCACAGAUUCUUUAAGUGAGCUGGAGGCCUUAAUGGAAAGGAUGAAGAGGCUACAAGAAGAUAAAGAGGAUGAAGAAGCCUCUCAGGAAGAAAUGGCAACUCGCUUUGAAAAGGAGAAGAAGGAGAGUCUGCUAGUAAUUAGUGGAGCAUUUGAUGAUGAAAUAGUUUCUACAGAUGUCUCCCGCUAUAUUGAAGAUCCUGGGUUUGGGUACAAAGACUUUGCAAGGCGAGGAGAAGACCAUCUGCCAACAUUCAGAGCUCAGGACUAUACCUGGGAAAAUCAUGGCUUUUCCCUUGUAAACAGGCUUUAUUCUGAUAUUGGGCAUCUCCUUGAUGAGAAGUUUCGGAUGGUAUAUAACCUCACAUAUAACACUAUGGCAACGCAUGAAGAUGUUGAUACAACUACGCUAAGAAGAGCUUUAUUUAACUAUGUCCACUGUAUGUAUGGAAUCAGGUAUGAUGACUAUGAUUAUGGAGAAGUUAAUCAAUUACUUGAACGCAGCCUGAAGGUUUACAUAAAGACAGUGACCUGCUACCCAGAGAGAACUACCAAGCGCAUGUACGAUAGUUACUGGCGUCAGUUCAAGCACUCGGAGAAGGUUCAUGUCAAUCUACUUCUAAUGGAAGCUCGUAUGCAAGCCGAACUUCUGUAUGCCCUUCGUGCCAUAACUCGUCACUUAACCUGAAGCAUUCGCUGGGCAGGAGUAAAGGAGUUUUUACUGAGUAUGUAAAGACCUUUCAAAAUAGAUACACACCAGAAGCUGUUUGUGAUGUAGCAUCAGGUUAUUCAAUUCUCUAGUGUCAAAGUUUAGCCGUGCUUCUUGACGGCUGUAAUGUGCAAUGACGUGUUUUAUUUUCUUGAUGCUUAACAUUACUAAUGAUAACAAAAGUAACACUGAGGAGCACUACUCUGCAUUGUUUCCGGCUGGAUUUCUGCACAAUGGUCAGGAUCCUGAAACUGUUUUUAUUAUAUCCAAUCCUAGCGCUUUGUUCUUUAAGCACUGGAGUGAAGUGCUUAAAACUUCUUUUUCCAAGCAAUCAUUUUUCAGAUUAGUGGAGUCCAGCAGAAGGUUGGUUUUGCCUGUCCUGAGAACAUACCACCAUGUCGUGACUUGUGACAGAGACGCGCAGGCUGCGUUGCAUUGAAUUGCCCACUGGAUUCUUCUGUGUCUCCUGGAAACUGCUUGCCAGUCACUGUCUUACUACAGCAAUUGAAGGUGGUGUGAGAUGUGAAUGCAAACAUUGAGCACACUUUAAUGUGAAGUUAAUCAUGAUAAACCCUACGGCAUGCUACUGAAGUGCAAAAUUCAUCUGCUUUGUUGUGCCCCUUCCCAAGAGAAGAGGCCUCACGAUUUGCCAUUUCAGCCACAUUUACUGUGUUUCAGUCAUGCACAAUCUUGUUGUACUGACAGUCACCCUCAGUUGUCCUCACAAUAUCCAUGCUCAUCACAUGUUGCUAUAUGUUUAGUUGGCACCUAUAAAGUUAAUACACAGGCUGACCAAAAAUAGGGUUGUGGGUUUUUUUGCACUCUCUUCUUUCUCAGUGUUUUGACUAAGGAAAGUAAAGGAAGGCUAGCAUAUCUGUUCUUUCAUAUUGGAUGUAUAGAAAUUUAUUUCCCAUAACUUUUUCAUAGCAUGAAAUUUUAAUAUUCAAAGUUUAAAAAGUUUCUAUGCAUUAGUGUGAGUGAACAAAAGAAAAGUGCAAUAUUUAAAAAGAAAGCAAGCUUUUUUCCCUAUCAUGCCACUGCUAAAGUGUCCUUCUUAUAUAGCCAUAAAGAAAUUUCAAAACCAAAUUUCUUUAUUGUCUAAGGCCUAGCAGUUUUGUUUUAGCUUUUACGGCUUGAGACAACCUGAUACUGAGAUGCCAAAGCAUCCCCAAAACAAAGCAUUCUUGGACAACUGGUAAUAUUGGGGAAGGGAAGAAAUAAGCUGCCAAAAAUGUCACACUUUUGUGCUGUUUUCUGUUGCUUUUGACUAAUUUUUAAGAGCACAAAAUGUUGAUAUUUAUAGCUUUAUUUUGUAUUGCAUUUAAUGAACCAGUGAAGUGCCUAAAGAGAUGCUUAAACUUACCCAGUAGGAUGCAAGUUGUCACUGCUUCAACUUUGUCCGUUGGUUUGGACUUUCCAUAUUUCGUUGAGGAGGGUGACCUUUAUUUCUGUUGCAUACAUUCAAAACUAACUGGAUAGGUUUAUUUUUAAUGUUCCAUUGGAUUGUAGAAGUUGAUACAGCAUUUUUUUUCAUUGGUGAUUGGAGAAUAGUUUUAUAAAAGAUACUGUCAGUCAUAUCUUAACACUUUCCAUUGACAAAAUCAUGGACCAGUACGCUACUAAAGUUAGUUUUCUCUUUUCUUCCCUUUUCCUGAUACCUUGCUGUGACUUCGCAUGUUGUUUUUUUCGCUUUAAUUGGAAAGCUAAAUGAUUGUACACUUUUCUGCACUUUCAAACUGCAGACCCUGCAUGUGAAAACCCUUUGAGGAAGAAACCAGUAAUAUUUUUUUUUAAUGUAACGUUGGCUGUUUAGAAGAAUACCCAAUAGACAGCAUUGGACUCUCUUCUAGAGAGAGCAUUGGGUAAAACAUCAGAUUUAUUUAUCUUGUGUAGCUAACUGCAAAGAUUUCUCAGAAGCAUUGAGAUGCUCUAUGUAUGAACUUAGGUUAACUUAACUUUCUGAGUUGUAAUGAUACUUUUUCCUCCCUCUUGUGGCUGUAGUGGCCAUACCUGAUGGCUUUUGUGCAUAAAACAGUUCUGCUGAGAGAAGUUUUCAUGCAAUACUUUUGCUUUUUUCAAGUGAUGGGAACUGUACAGUACUACUUCAAAUUCCUUUGCUUUGAAAAGUCAAGUAGUUCUCAAGAAGCACGGUUGAGCUCUGGAAAGGAGAUGAAACUAGAUUCAGGUAACUUAACACAACGGCUUAGUUUCCCUUCAGAAGUGCAAGACUUUUAAGGUAGGUUGAGUUUUAUGUUUGGAAACAUGAGUGCCUUUACUUCUUUCCGUAUGAAAUAUACUUGCCAGCUCAAAUGCCUUCUGAGCAAAGUACGUGAGCAGAUUUGAAAUACAGAAACCAUAAAUGGAUUGCUUCAUAAAAUUUGUAGUAAGCCAGUGAUUUCUUUUUUUUAACGUGCCAUAUCAAGUCACAUAUGGCCUGGAAGACAUUCCACAGUAGGAAAUGUCAUUGUAAACUGGUUUGCAAUUCCUCUGUUUUUUUCAAUAUUAAAUGCAAACUUGAAACUUCUGGAAAUUUUUUCCACAUGGCUUUUUUUUUUCCCCAAAGUAUUGCAUUUACAGUGUAACAAUUUAUAUAUAGCCUGGGUUUUAUACUCAAAUUUAUGAUUUUUGAUAGGUGUUUGUUCAGAAUAGGUAUUUAAAGUCAGACAACUCUACCAUACACUUUAUGCACGUUUUAGGCUCCCACUGUGCCAAAUUUUAAUGUGCAAGUGUUCUUGGAUUUUUUUGCAUUUUUAAAGCACUCAUGAAUGUGAAUUUUCACACUUUAUUCGUUAUUCUUAAGAGCACUGUAAUCAUUGGAAGUGUAGGUACUCUCCCUCUGUGUUCCUUUGUUGGAAUUGAUAUUUGCCAGCAUUAAUGUUAGCCCACAAAAUCCCAGCUGUGACCAACAUAAAAACAAAGUGUACGGUCUCCUGUCUGCUGAAGAGGAAACUUGGUAGGCACAAAUUAACCAGCUAGCACAGGGAAUGCUGCAAGUAGGGAACAGAGCUUUUGAGCAUGGACAGCUUCUUGUCAUUGCAGAAUUGCUUCAAGAUGUGUAUUGCAAUAGAGUACAUUCUUGCUGAAAUUCCUCCAUUUUUUGGGUAAUGCAGUGAAGAAAUGCUGAUUGGAGAAAGCAUUUGCAUUUCCCAGAACACUCUGCCUGCAGCCGAACGUUACAAGAGUGCCAUCAUACAGGAACAGAAACCAUUUUAAACUAGGGCAGGGUUUGUGCAGAUAACUACUAAAGCUAGCAUUGUGGUAUCGUAUGAGAAUUUUGGUGAGCUGGAGAUGAGUUUAUUUUCAUCAAGACUGAACUGAAACAUACAUUCUUUCUCCUAAAGCCUUCACUAAAAUGAAAAGGAUGUAUCUUCAGACUUAAGAGUCACAGAAUUGCCACUGUCAGCUCUUCCUAUGUAUUAAAAAAGCCUUAAGGACAGAUAAAUCGGUGAUUGUAAACAGUUACAAAUGUAGAUCUCUAUAAAUUUAGAACAGAUCAGAACAAAAAGGAAAACAUUUUGCUUCUCUGUUACUUGAGUGCAGAAGGUCAAAGCACCAAAUUCUUCAAAAGUAUUUUUGUUCGUAGUGAUGCUGAUAGGUGUUUUCAUAGGAUUUGGAAAAAGCAGCUAGUUACCUAAAUUUCAGUGGGAAUUUAAGCACCUAGGCAUUUAGCAUAAAACCUACAAGGUGCCCACUUGCAUUUUUGAGUCAGAUUUUUAAAGAUACUUAGUUGCCUAAAUUCCAUAGAAUAAAAUCAGUUUCCAUAGAGAUUAAAGGAGUAAUGUGUGGCAGAUCCAUGUGAUUUGCAGCGAUUGUUAGUGAAGUGGGUUGUUCUGGGGGCUUAAUGUAGGCUUAGAGAAACCUCUCCCAAAGCAGUUAAACUGUAAGUUGCUACUCUUGCAGAACAGGUUCUCGAUGUUUCUCUUGCAUGUAUGUUUUCCAUGAACAUAGGCAUGCAUUUCAGGCUCAUGUUCCAGAGUUUGGACUCCCUUUUAGAAGAACUGGAUUAUUUAACCUCUACUUGCAGAGAUUUAUUGGCAGUAGCGAGUGGAUAGCUUGUGGCUGAACUAAAAAGUUUUGGCCAGAAAGAAAUAUUCCAGAUCUUCUUGAUUUCAAGUGAUGUUCUUUCAGUUACUUUCCUUAGAGGUUUGGAUCCUCCUCCCGUAAAUAAGGGGUGAUGUUGCACAAAAGGAAGGCAAAGGAGAUGGAUUCAUUGUAAAUGAACUUUCUCGGAGCUGAUCUGAACAUAAAGAUGUAGGAAUUGGUUUGCCGUUAGCAGUCAUUCCAAGAGCUGGAUGAAAAUGUCAGUUACUAUCUGAACUUCAGAUUUAUCCUCCCUAAUGUCCCCCAACACUAUGUUUGUCUGAAGAGAUGCAUCCACCAGCUUUUCCACAUUUGGGAAUCGUAAAUGAAAAUUUUUAUCUCCAAAUGAAUUUAACAUUUCAUACCUGCUGCAUAGAUCACAGGUGUGGGAGAUGGAGAGAGCACAGUAGUAUGAGGAAACUUUAGGAGCAUCUUGAUCAGUGUUAACUUGUCCCUUAGAGCACGUCCUAGCAUGCGGUCAUGCUGCUGUUCCCCCAACACACAUAGGUCUCUCUUGCAAACAUUUAAUCCUGCUGGGGCAGUGACCAGAGGCAAAAAUGGUCAUUUUCCAACCACCACCACCCUGCAUCAAGUGCUUCCUAUCUUCUCAACUCACAACCCCUAGCAGUCAUGCAUGGAGAACCUCCUAGCCUUAACCUUGUGAAACAGUGCUAGGUUCCUGUAUCACCAUUUGCUGUUGAGUUCAGAGGGUCAGAAACACUUAAUUGCCAUUUUAGGUUAUUUCUGGACAGGAAAAUUCUACGUUUUCGUUCGUGAGGAUGACACUCAGUACUUGCUUACAUUUAGGUAGCAUUUGCCAGUAGCGUGUCAGAUCCCAUCUCUGGAGUUGGAGUAAUAAUCCAGUGGAUCCACUAAGGAAAGCCUUUCUUUGGCAAAACUCCCCAUGCUUGAGCUGUUCAGCCAUGCAGCAUGGUUUCUUUGAGGGACAUCUAAUGGGGGAUUUGAGGUCCUCUUGUGCCAGGCAGCCUUACAGGGUUGUUGGGUUGGCAGCUUCUCGGGUUCCUUGUAGCCGGGCAGACAGUGACCAGCCUCUGGAACAAGUGGAUUUGGGUUUUUCACUUAUCUGUGGGAUAAAUCCAAACAUGUGGCAUGGAGUGGCUGCGGAGACAUAGGCAGGGUUGGAUGUUCUCACGGGUACCAAGUGUCAUCAGGGCUCGUGGAAAACAGAAAUCUGAAUUCUGCUGUCAUUCCUGAUGGUAGUUAGAGGUGGUACUGAAGAUACCCAUUAAUAUACUAAUUGCGGGGAGCAAGCCACACUGUCGGCGUUAGAAGGUGCAGACCACAGGUGCUCUCGAGGGGACACAACUAGCACAGGAGGAGUUGAUACGUUGGUCGGUUGGUCAGAAACUUCACUGAUGUGUCUGAGAGGUUCUUGUGUAUGUCUGCGCCUAGGGGACAUGGUGGAGACACCUCCUUACCAGGUGUCCAGAGGGCUUCUGUAGCUGGGCAAGAGCUGGGACCCUUCCUGGGAACUGUUCGCUUCUGCCCGAGAAGAACGUGCCGCUGUGCAAUUACAUUUUCUUGUUCCCAUCAGCCCUUUGAAGGUAGUUUUGAGACGAAGUGGGUGAAUCGCCAAGCAUUGUGUCUCCAGCUGAGGGGUCUGGGGGGGCAGCGACAGCAGCAGAUCCAAAGGCGCGUGGUCCAGAACUGUUCCUCGUUGCCCACUUCAUGCUCAUAUUGUGCCACCAGACCCAGACCUCUUCCUGCCAGCCCGGCUGCCGCGUGCUCAGGGUGGCAGGGAUGCGGCUGCUUUUAGGGGAAUAAUAAUUAGGCUACGGCUCUUGGACUCCGCAAGGCGACACAGUCGGAAAUCUUUUCACGGCUGUGACUGGAACUGGAUAUAAACUGUAGCUUAAAAAAAUAGAAAUUUUGUAAACUUGAAAUCUCUCAGUUUUACCCUUUCCUCCUUUUGCUGGAAAGCCACACAAUGAAUGUAUAUGCUUUAUCCUUCUAUCCGACAUAACUGAAAAUCAGACUGCCAACUCCUUGUUUCGUAUUAGCCUUUUUUUAAAAAAAAAAAAAAGAAACGUUUGUGAGCAAUAUAUGUAGCAUGCUGUGAACGUCUGUUUUGAUCUUUAUAGUUACUCUUUAAUCCAUCAGUAUUAACACCAGUUCUUUUUUGUGUUCCCCUUGGUACUUCGUAUGCAGUGUAAGCAGAAGCUGUGAUCGGCUUUGCAGUCCUGUGCCGUGUUACUGUAACUCCUUGAUUUUUUAGGGAGCACCUGACUGUGGGCCACCCUGGGGCAGGCAGCGUGCCCGUACACAACUGCCACUUUUCAGUCUCUUGUACUAUGUAUAGUUUUAAGUAGAAUAAGCUUUUUAACAGAAAUAUUGAUGCGGUUUAUGAGUCACGCAGGCUGCAAGUGUCUGGUGUGUGAGAGUCUUUGUAUUUAUAGUUGUUGGGGUUUGGUUUUUUGUUUUGUUGUUUGGGUUUUUUUUUUAAUUUUUUAAUUCAUAAAGUAGCAAACUUGAUAAACAUAGCCACUUUAAACUGCUCUUGCUAAACAGACCCUGCUGUAGAUGAAAUACCACUGUAGAUACAGGGAGGUGCACCCGCAGACCUCUCCUGACCAUGGGUGAGCUGAGCCCCCUCUCUGCAAAAAGCACGGUCCGAGCUGCACGGCCGCCCUGCGUUUGGCUGCAUUUGGACCCAGACGCCAGGAAGGCCGGGAUCUGGCGUGGGUUUCAGCCCCCCCGUGCCCAUAAGCCUGCCACUGGCUGGUGCACAGGGCAGACGUGAGCCUUGCCAGCGUGCGAGGGAUGGACGGACCAGCUGCUGGACCAGAAACAUGGGCACAGCAUUUCUGCAGCUGAAAAGCUUCCAAGCCUCUGUUGAGUGCAAAAAUUAGCCCUUGAUUUGCUGUCUGCAGGGCCCGGCACAUUGGGGGUAAGAAGUGGCGUCGGCUCCCCGUUGGCAGCUGUGGGUCUGAGCCCCCUUGGCAGCAGGCAGGGCAGGGCAGUGCCCAGGAAAGGUGGCGUUUUGUCACAUCUCCCACCUCUCACCCUCUGGCCAGCGGGUAAAUUGUACCCAGCCCCAGGCCGGCAGCUGUCAGCUUCUUGCCUCCUGCCGCCCUGGCCGCACGGGUGGUCAGGGGUGGAAGAUUAAGGACAAAGCUCUGAUUCUGCUGCUCCAUCCCACCACCACAAAGCGGGGAAGCAUGGUAGCUCUGUGGGUCCCAUGGUCCCUACAGCAUCCCUACAGGCGGGUGGCACAUCACCUGUCCUGCCUCCCAGGCCACCACCUGCCCUGAGCUCCAGAGAUAAGCCAUGGGUUCCAUGCUUUCGCAGGAGGCUUGCCUGCAAGGUGAGGCAGCUGCUAGGAGCUUACUGUGGGUUUCCACAGCAGCUUUUAUCAUUUAUUUUUUUCUGUUGUUGCUGGUUGGGUUUUGUUUGGGUUUUUUCAAUUUUUUUUUUUGUUGGGUUUUGUUGUUUGUUUUUUUUGCAGAGGACAGACUGACUAGUGGGAUGGAUUUAUUUUUUUGUGUGUGUGUGACUUUUGUUAGUUUUUAAGUUACCCGACUUGAAUUUAUCUGAACAGAUGCAGAAGGAACUUCUUUUUUUGUGAGUUAAGAGACAAAACGCAUUUUUAAACAAAGGAAUCAUGUAUUAACAUUUUAACAGCAAUUCAUAAAUCUGCACUUUUUAUGAGGUUUUGAAAAAUCUAUUUAUAGGUACGGAACAAUGGGGUUUGUUUAAAACUGUAUCACAUUUAUACUUGCUGAAAUUACUUUCAUUGUUAUCAGUAGGAAUUUCAUUGGUUAAAUAAAAUGGAUAAAACCUG